Parnassius apollo (apollo) is the source of this 1632-nucleotide messenger RNA. The record is from the annotation of a GenBank genome assembly. NCBI's taxonomy places the organism in Eukaryota, Metazoa, Arthropoda, Insecta, Lepidoptera, Papilionidae.
AUGACCUAUAAACGAAAGAAAUAUCAUCAAGGUGAUACUCAUUUAAAAAAGCGAUGGAGAGUAAGAAAUAGAAAAAAAGAUCUUGAUGAAAUCGACAAUGAUUUGAAGGAAGACAAUGCCGAGAAAUUAUUGAAUCAAAACGUAGAUUUAGAUUUACCAGGUGCAGCGCAACAUUACUGCCUUCAUUGUGCUCGCUAUUUUAUUGAUGAAAAAGCUCUUACGGAACAUUUUAAGACAAAAGUACAUAAAAGGAGGUUAAAAGCUCUAGAAUUAGAACCUUAUAGUAUAGAAGAGUCGGAACGUGCCGCUGGACACGGCAAUUUUAAAGUUCCAAAUAAAAGGAAAAUUGUGACACAAAAUUCUAAAGAUUUGCUAGAUCAAGAUGGUGAUGUUGUAUUAGAAGAAAACACUCCUACUAAGAAAAAGAAAGAAGAUAUCAAGUUAAAUAUUUUGAAAAGAAAAUCUAAUGUUGAUUUAACAAAAGUUGAAAAUCUUUGGCUACUUUAUGAAGACCUUAAGAAGAAGAAAAUUGAGCUUGAAAAAAAGAAAAUUGAUGUGACUAAAGAAUUAUCAAAUUUAUUAAAAAAUUCACCGAAUGACAAAGAUAUAGAGAAAUUAAAAAUACAAAGUAGUUUAUUAAAAGAAAAUAUUAAGAAACUGAAGGUUCCAUUUUGGUCUGCAGAAGAAGCUGCAAUAGUUGAAUACUUGAAACUACCAAAUAACUUGCAUAUGCUUACCCCAAGUACAGAAAAUAAAUUGCUUUUUAAUUACAAAACUUCACCAAAUAAUAACAAAAAUCAUUUUACUAUUGGAACAGGUAAAGACCUGCUACAGUUCACUAGAAAAGAUAACUAUUAUUUAAAGGGUGAUGCUGCAGUAUUUGAGCUUGGAGCUAAGUUUUAUGUCAGUAACAUAUUAAAAGAUAAUGGCUUUACACAGUUUUCAAGUCCUGAUUUUGUAAAGAGUUUAAUUAUAGAAGGUUGUGGUGGAGAUCAUACAAACCCCAAUCAUACUUUUAUUUUACAUCACAAUGAAGACUCUAAAGUCAGUAUGGACAAUCGUUUGCAUUUAACUGGUGGUGGUUCUUUGUUAUCCUUUUUAGCAUAUUAUACUAAAAAUAUAUUAUAUGCUAAAGUAUUGCCUUUAAAAUAUUUUUCAUUAGGUAGACAAUACACUCCAGCAAAUUCUGAAGAAACCAGCUUAUUUAAUGUUAGCCAAUCAUCAGCUAUAACCACAUUUAUUGCAGUGAGAAAUGCAGAUGAAUGUGAUAUUAUGCUUGAGAAAAUAAUUGAAAUGACAAAAAUGAUGUACACUAAGCUUGGAUAUCCUUUCCGUUUAAGUGUUGUAACAGCUGAUAAAUUGCAAAUGUGGGAAUCAUUGAGAAUCUCUGUAGAAAUGUAUUCUUGUUCAAUGAAAUCAUUUAUAGAAAUUGGAAAUAUUUCUGUGAGUGGGGAUUUUUUAUGUAAAAGACUUAUGUUUAGUUACACAGAUGGAAAUCAAAACAAAUAUCCUCAUAUAUUAUCUGGUACAAUUUUAAAUGUACCUAAGUUUUUAGGUUGUGUUUUAGAGCAAGAUUAUGAUUUCUUUAUUCCUCCAGAGUUCAUGGUGGAGAAAUGGUACAUCAAGAAAUAA